Molecule: messenger RNA, 936 nt
Organism: Mesorhabditis belari
Lineage: Eukaryota; Metazoa; Nematoda; Chromadorea; Rhabditida; Rhabditidae
Source: the annotation of a GenBank genome assembly
AUGGGAUCUUCAGCCCCAUGGAUGGCUGUCGGUGUAUCGGGUGGUACUUUAAUAUUAUGCCUUUUGGCUACGAUUUCUAUUUAUUCAUCGAUCAACGAGAUUUGGAGUGAAUUGGACGCGGAAAUACUUAGCUUCAGGACAAUCACCGAUGAUAUGUGGAAAGAUAUGGUAUUUUUGGGUGCCGCCUCUCCAUCGACACGACAAAGACGACAAGCGUAUGGAGGUUAUGGAGCCGCUGGUAGUCAUGACUCUGCACCAGUCGCUUUUCACAACGCUUUUCCACAAGCAAAUCCGUCAUUCAAUUCCCGUUGUCAAUGCACUGUAGAGAAUAGUUGUGCUGCUGGACCAGCUGGUCCACAUGGAGACAAGGGACCUGAUGCACCUGAUGGAUUACCCGGAAAAGAUGGACAUAAUGGUUUGGAUGCACCAGAUCGUGAACAAAAAGAAUCCCUUGGGUGCUUCCAUUGCCCACAAGGACCACCCGGACAAGCGGGACCUGUUGGAAAUCCUGGAAUGAGAGGAAUGAGAGGAGCGAAAGGAAGAAUGGGACAUCCCGGAAGAGAUGGAAAUCCCGGAAUGCCGGGCGAUAUGGGACCCCCGGGCCCGCCAGGGAAAGAUGGAGCUCACGGGGAGGCGGGAACACCCGGUGAUGAUGCUGAAGCGCCACACUCGAUGAAGGGUCCACGUGGUCCUCCAGGUGAAGGUGGAGAACAAGGACCACAGGGUAAUCCGGGAAGAGAUGCUCCACCAGGACAAGCCGGUCCACGGGGUGAACCCGGAGCACCUGGAUACACUGGAGCAUCGGGACCUGAUGGAGAGGAAGGGUAUGAAGGACCGGAUGGAGAAGUUGGGAAAGAUGCACAGUACUGCAAAUGUCCUCCACGCAAAGAGGGCGGAGAGUACGCAAAUUAUCUACGACGAUACAGAAAAUACCAC